AUGGAUCCUGUCAUGUUCUACGGAAAGUCUAAGAAAAACAUUAUCAUCAGAGAAUUACCCGAGGAUUCUGAGGACAGUGAGCUAUCUUGUGAGGAAGAUGAAGUUGAAGAGGAUCACAACUUGUCAAGUUCUGAUAGUUCAAACUCUGAUGAUGAUGGUGAUGCCGAAGAGGAUGCUCCAGCCAGUAGCCAACCAUUAGCCAACAGCUCCAGGCCUCAUAUUUGGCGAGAAAGAACUGAUCAUGCUGAUCGGUCCUCAGAUAUACCAAAUUUCAUUGGGACAGAGAGAAAACCUGGGCUCUUGCGUGAGCCAAUUGAAUACUUCAGGGAAAUAUUUACUAAAAGAACCUUUGAGAACAUCGUCACAGAAUCUAACCGGUACAGCUUACAGCAGGACAUUAAUAAACCUGCCAAUAUUACAAUGGACGAGCUAGAACAGUUUCUAGGGAUUAACUUUUAUAUGAGUGUAGAUUGCCUACCACGCUCCAGAUUGUACUGGAGCCCUGAUACAAGAGUUCAUCGUGUGGCUGACACUAUGAGCCAAAAACGAUUUGAAGAAAUUAAAAGGUUUUUGCAUUUUUCAAAUAAUGAAAACAACAAUGGAGAUAAACUCCAUAAAGUAAAACCACUUUUAGAUGUUUUCAAGGCCAGCGUCAACAGCAUUCAAAAAUCCAAAAUGAUGAGCGUUGAUGAACAAAUAAUACCUUUUAAAGAAAAAUCAUCACAUAAACAAUAUAAUCCUAAAACGCCUAAGAAGUGGGGAUACAAAGUUUUUGUGUGCUCGGGUAGCGCUGGCCUCAUUCACAAUUUUGAGUUCUAUGAUGGCCAAAUCCAACCUUGUCCUGGAAAACCUGAUCUGGGUGCAUCAGGCAAUAUAAAUCUUAGACUUAUGCAAGAUGUUCCUAGACAUUGA
Messenger RNA from Hydra vulgaris (swiftwater hydra), 912 nucleotides. Its product is annotated as piggyBac transposable element-derived protein 2-like. The record is from RefSeq and is a predicted model, not a curated record. Lineage: Eukaryota; Metazoa; Cnidaria; Hydrozoa; Anthoathecata; Hydridae.